AUGUUUGAACCGAAGACCAGUCCAUCAGUGUUUGAAGUGAAGACCGGUCCAUCAGUGUUUGAACCGAAGACCAGUCCAUCAGUGUUUGAACUGAAGACCAGUCCAUCAGUUUUUGAAGUGAAGACCAGUCCAUCAGUGUUUGAAGUGAAGACCGGUUCAUCAGUGUUUGAAGUGAAGACUGGUCCAUCAGUGUUUGAAGUGAAGACCGGUCCAUUAGUGUUUGAACCGAAGACUAGUCCAUCAGUGUUUGAACCGAAGACUAGUCCAUCAGUGUUUGAACCGAAGACCAGUCCAUCAGUGUUUGAAGCGAAGACCAGUCCAUCAGUGUUUGAAGUGAAGACCGGUCCAUCAGUGUUUGAAGUGAAGCCCAGUCCAUUAGUGUUUGAAGCGAAGACCGGUUCAUCAGUGUUUGAACCGAAGACCGGUCCAUCAGUGUUUGAAAAGGUUUUAAAGGCUAGCUUUACACCCAGCACCUGUGGCUUCAGUCUUACACCCAGCACCUGUGGCUUCAGUCUUACACCCAGCACCUGUGGCUUCAGUCUUACACCCAGCACCCGUGGCUUCAGUCUUACACCCAGCACCUGUGGCUUCAGUCUUACACCCAGCACCUGUGACUUCAGUCUUACACCCAGCACCUGUGACUUCAGUCUUACACCCAGCACCUGUGGCUUCAGUCUUACACCCAGCCCCUGUGGCUUCAGUCUUACACCCAGCACCUGUGGCUUCAGUCUUACACCCAGCACCUGUGACUUCAGUCUUACACCCAGCACCUGUGGCUUCAGUCUUACACCCAGCACCUGUGGCUUCAGUCUUACACCCAGCACCUGUGGCUUCAGUCUUACACCCAGCACCUGUGACUUCAGUCUUACACCCAGCACCUGUGGCUUCAGUCUUACACCCAGCACCUGUGGUUUCAGUCUUACACGCAGCACCUGUGGCUUCAGUCUUACACGCAGCACCUGUGACUUCAGUCUUACACCCAGCACCUGUGGCUUCAGUCUUACACCCAGCACCUGUGGCUUCAGUCUUACACGCAGCACCUGUGGCUUCAGUCUUACACCCAGCCCCUGUGGCUUCAGCGCUCAGAUCCACAGCAGUAGAAUAGUUAAAUAG
Knipowitschia caucasica is the source of this 1113-nucleotide messenger RNA. The record is from the annotation of a GenBank genome assembly. NCBI's taxonomy places the organism in Eukaryota, Metazoa, Chordata, Actinopteri, Gobiiformes, Gobiidae.